Molecule: messenger RNA, 279 nt
Organism: Guillardia theta CCMP2712
Lineage: Eukaryota; Cryptophyceae; Pyrenomonadales; Geminigeraceae
Exons: 3
Coding region: 1-279 (92 amino acids)
Source: RefSeq, a predicted model, not a curated record
AUGUUCGCUAUCCUGGUCCGGGCGUUUGCUCAUGGGGAGAUGUUGUACGCGCUCCCCUCAGGCACGGAGAGGGUUGUUACCGGGGAGGAGGGGAAGUCCGCAGUGAACUCGGCACUAGCGGCUGCGGCAGGAGGAGGGGCUCUCGGUCAGAGCGACCUCUCUCUUGCCAAGAAGCUAGCCGUCUCUCCCGAGCUCCUGCACAAAGAGAAGCUCAAGGCCAAGGAAGGUUUCUGCGAGACUGCCCUCUGGAACUGUACCGAUCUCUAUGGAUCCAACUGA